This is a messenger RNA of Drosophila busckii, 1196 nucleotides long. RefSeq names its product mushroom body large-type Kenyon cell-specific protein 1 (gene GV1). The record is from RefSeq and is a predicted model, not a curated record. Lineage: Eukaryota; Metazoa; Arthropoda; Insecta; Diptera; Drosophilidae. The transcript is spliced from 5 exons. Bases 217 to 1041 code for a protein of 274 amino acids.
ACCACAUUUGCUGCUUUUAGUGUGGCCCGUGUCUCCAAUGUGUUUUGUCACGCUUUAAGCGCUGCCCUCGGUAACAUUUGUACAGAUCGUCCCAACAACAUAACUACAUACAGCAACAACAACUUCAAGAGCAGCAGCAGCAACGAGCAAAUAAAUCAAGCAAUCAAGAGCAGCUACAAAGUUUAAGCAACAUUCAUCAAAGUUUUAAGUUACAAAAUGCACUCAAUUUGCCUGCUGCUAGUCAUCUGCCUCGCCGCCUGCGGCCAAGCGAUACGCGUGGACUGGGGCACCAACACUGGACCCAUAGUGCCGCCAACGCCGCGCACCACGCCCGCACCGCCACGUGAGCCUUAUCGCGCGCCUGCGCCCGUCUGGGAGGACCAAAGCAACGACAUUCACAAUCCCAACCCCUAUGUCUAUGUGCUGCCGCCGCCUUCACGUCCACGCACUUGGAUCAUACCCGCUGGCCCCUAUGCGCCGACCAACUACAACAAUCAGCCACCCAAGCGCAACUACGGCGCUCUGGUCAAUGGGUCAGCGGCAGCGCCAGCGGGCAACGUGCUGACAGUGCCCGUGGCAGCCCUCGCUGCGCAAUAUGUGCCAGGAGUGGGCAUCAAGUACACCGCCAUCGUGCCCAGCAAGCAGCAGGGCAAAUAUAAUGCCAAGACCAAGAAGUACAAGGCCUACGAGAAGGCCAAGUAUGCGCCUUGGAACUAUUUGCAGCUGCUGCCGCUCGAGGAGCAGGCGCUGCUUUGGCAGGCGGACGACAGCAGCCCAAGCAGCACGACUUUGGCGCCAAGCAGCAGCAGCAGCACCAGUCCCACCACCACCACAACAACCACUACAACAACAACAACAACAACGACAACAUCAGCAACAGCAACAAACUCAACAACACAGCUGCCCACCGAUGCCAGCUCAACGAUUGCCAAUUAUAAGCUGGCACAUGAGAAGAGCGCCUAUCUGAAGAAGAAGAAGCUAAGCAAGCUGCUGGCCAAAAUGAAAUUGCAGGCCCAAAACUCGUUGGCCAAGUCCAGUUGAGCGGCCAUCGAUGGCUUUCAACUCUGAACUGAUGCACAACUAAACAACAUCAACAACAGCAGUUUUUUUAUUAACAAAAAAAAUACCAAGCUAAUAUUGCAUUGCGAAAUUUACUUUUAAGACUUGCGCCCCAAAAUUUUGUAAAUACAAGUACA